Symbiodinium necroappetens is the source of this 332-nucleotide messenger RNA. The record is from the annotation of a GenBank genome assembly. NCBI's taxonomy places the organism in Eukaryota, Dinophyceae, Suessiales, Symbiodiniaceae.
GUACUGGUACCGAGCUGGACACCUCCACGCGAGCUCCAGACACGGUCCGCAACAUGUUGCAGGGUGUCCCGGGUAUCAGUUCUUCCUGGGCUGCUGUGGAAUCUGGCUUCUGCAGGAAGCUAUGUGCUGCUGCUACGUCGUCGGUCUUGCAGCUGGCACUGGGGGUUUGGGAUUUUGUAGCGAGGACAGCGAAGGAUCCGGGAUGGGGAGCGUUGUCCCAUUCCGACAGCGCUACGGCCUUCGCCACGCUGGCUGGCCGACCUUCAUUCGUGACUGCUGCUGCUGGCUUUGGUGUCUGCCGUGCCAAGCUACACGGGAGUACCGGCAAGUGA